CACAGAUGGAAUUUGUAAUUUGCAGAGGGAGGGACAGGGUAAAGAAGGAGAGGGAAGUACAAUGGAAUAUCAGGAUUUGACUGCCUGCAUGGGGAAUUGAAAUACCAUCUGGUCCUCAUUUACACUGUCUCUAUCUCUCCCUCCCCGACUGCUCGCGUGGAAAAGAAGCAAGGAUAUCUCGCCACAUCUGUCCCACUUUCGACUUUUCAAAGUUUGAGGGCGGGGGAGGGGAAACAUUUUUUGUUUUGUUUACCUAAAGGAGUACAUUGCAAGAAGGGGGUCAGAGAAUCGAUUGUUCUUUAUUGAGGGGAAAAAAAAUAUUGACACCGACAUACUGAGCUGGAGUCUGGAAGUGACGAGACCAUUUGCUAAGUAACAGGGAAAGAAUGGCAUUCAUUAGAAAAAUUAAUCAGGGCUUGCUGUUCCUAGUCAUUCUAAUGUUUUGCUUGGUCCUUUACAACAAAUUUCACAAAAUGUCACCGUACAAAGAGGAAGCAGCUGAAGAACCUGAGUCUCCAACUGUCCACAGUACAGGCCAUACCAUGAAACAGAGCAAUGUUCCUGCUACUGAUGAUGUUUCCGCUCCCGAUGAUGUGAUCCCAAUUAUAAUCUGUGCUGCUGAAGACCGAUUGGGUGGAACAAUUGCAACAAUCAACAGCAUCUAUAGCAACACUAAUGCUGAUAUCAUUUUCUACAUAAUUACACUGAGAGACUCUCUCGUUCAUAUUAGCAAGUGGAUUGAAAACACAAAGCUGAAAGGCAUCCACUACAGAGUGAUGGAAUUCAAUGCUGCUGUGCUGCAGGGGAAAGUAAGACCAGACUCAGCAAGACCCGAGUUACUACAACCUCUCAACUUUGUCCGAUACUUCAUUCCAUAUCUUAUUCGUGAUCAUGAAAAGGUGAUAUACCUGGACGAUGAUGUUAUUAUACAAGGUGAUAUCCAGGAUUUGUACAACACUGUGCUGAAGCCUGGCCAUGCUGCUGCUUUCUCAACAGACUGUGAUCUGACCUCAACUCACGAGAUGGUCAGGAGUAUGGGAAUGCAGACCACGUAUAUGGGACAUUUGGAUUAUCGGAAGCCAACUGUCCGAGAUCUAGGGAUAAAUCCCACGACCUGUUCCUUUAAUGUUGGUGUGUUUGUUGCAAAUGUUACAGAAUGGAAACGACAGCGGAUUACUAAGCAAUUGGAAAAAUGGCUGGUGGCCAAUGUAGAGGAGAAUCUAUACAGCAGUGCACUAGCCGAAGGAGUAGUGACCCCUCCUAUGUUAAUAGUAUUUCACAACCAACAUUCCUUAUUGAACCCUUUAUGGCAUAUUCGACACCUCGGCUGGAGUCCUGAUGCCAGAUAUUCAGAACACUUCCUUUCUGAAGCUAAAUUACUACAUUGGAAUGGAAGGUAUAAACCCUGGGAUUAUCCCACGGCUCAUGUGGAAUUUUGGGAAAGAUGGUAUCUUCCUGAUCCAACAGGACAUUUUAGAUUGGCAACUAGUCCACAAAAGCACUUCAGGGAAGAGAAUUCAAGAAAUCUACCAAUGAACAACAUAAACAAAUCAGCAUUCUUCUCAGUGUAGCAGCAUCAUGAACACAUUUACAAGCAAACUAAUAGUUUAAGGCCAGGAUAAAUCUUCUAUUCCAGAAUAAAGUGUAAGAACUUGUUUUAAAAGUGCCACUGCAGUGAUAUUUUCUAAAAAAAAACUGAAUAACUUACUCCAAACAUUGCAGCAUAACCUCAAUCCAAAACCCAACUGCAAUCAAUAGUAAAGAUGCAACAACAGCUUCACAGAAUCCUUUAGAUUUGUUUUGAAUAGGUUUGUGGAAAAUUGUACUAAGUAUGAAGAUAUCAAAGUGUUCAUAAAACAAAAGGGCAGCUAGGUACACAAUACAAGAUUAAGACAUUCCUCUGAUGUUACUGCAUUAAGCUUGGUACUCCCUAACACUUCCAAACUGCAAAGAAACUAUGUAAGUCUCAUGUUAAAAGAUCACAAUUGUUACUUUUUCUCUCUGACGUAUGAAUUUGAAAAUAAAAGUUAAAGUCAUCUCA
Chiloscyllium plagiosum (whitespotted bambooshark) is the source of this 2041-nucleotide messenger RNA. The record is from RefSeq and is a predicted model, not a curated record. NCBI's taxonomy places the organism in Eukaryota, Metazoa, Chordata, Chondrichthyes, Orectolobiformes, Hemiscylliidae.